CUCUAUAUUCUUGUAUUCUAUGUUUAAACGUGGGGGGUAUAUUCGUGAAACCUAACCUUUUCCUUUCACGGCAUUUUAGCGAACGUUGUUAAACAGAACUAAAAAUGUCCAUCCGACCGGUCUAUCGGCCCAAGAUUGUGAAGAAGAGGACGAAGAAGUUCAUCAGGCAUCAAAGUGAUAGAUAUGACAAACUCAAGCGCAACUGGCGUAAACCAAAAGGUAUUGACAACAGAGUACGUAGGCGUUUCAAGGGUCAGUACUUGAUGCCCAGCAUUGGUUAUGGUAGCAAUAAGAAGACACGUCAUAUGCUACCAACAGGCUUCCGCAAGGUCCUUGUACAUAACGUAAAGGAGCUUGAAGUCUUAAUGAUGCAAAAUCGCAAGUUCUGUGCAGAAAUUGCACAUGCUGUUAGCAGCAAGAAAAGGAAAGCCAUCGUCGAGCGUGCUCAACAACUUUCGAUACGCGUAACAAAUGCUAGCGCACGUUUGCGUUCGGAGGAGAACGAGUAAGCAUAACUUUUACGUGUAUUUUGGCAAUAAAAUAUUAAAAACAUA
Nylanderia fulva is the source of this 554-nucleotide messenger RNA. It is a transcript of the gene RpL32, whose product is annotated as ribosomal protein L32. Gene Ontology annotation, biological process: translation. Lineage: Eukaryota; Metazoa; Arthropoda; Insecta; Hymenoptera; Formicidae. Gene Ontology annotation, cellular component: cytosolic large ribosomal subunit; ribosome. Gene Ontology annotation, molecular function: structural constituent of ribosome. The record is from RefSeq and is a predicted model, not a curated record.